ACGAAAAGCUGGCCUUGAACUCCGACAGACGCGUUUCGUUUCUUCUUGGAUAAACGCGCACGUACAUUGUAGCUCGAGAAAAUGGCGCAGGCUAAACCGAUUCUGUAUUCUUAUUUUCGUAGUUCGUGUUCGUGGAGAGUACGAAUUGCUUUGGCAUUUAAAAAUAUUGAUUACGAAUACAAAGCUAUUAACUUACUGAAAGGCGAACAGUACUCAGAAGAAUUUCUAAAAAUUAAUCCAUGUGGUUCAAUUCCCGUUCUAGUUGAUAAAGGAAAUGUUAUUUGUUCGUCGUCUGCUAUUCUAGAAUAUUUGGAAGAAACGGUACCUUCAGCACCAUUAUUACCUUCAGAUCCUGUGUCUAGAGCUCACGUCAGAGCUAUUGAAGAUAGUAUAGUUGCUAGCAUCCAGCCACUUCAAAACGUGAAAGUUCUUAAACAUGUUGGUGCGGAAUCUCAAGCAUGGGGAAAGCAUUGGAUUGAAUCAGGGUUCAAAGCUUUGGAAAAAAUCCUAGAGACAACUCAUGGUAAAUACUGUUUUGGAGACAAAGUUACUUUUGCAGAUGUAUGUUUGGUGCCUCAAGUCUUCAAUGCUAAACGCUUUAAUGUUGACAUGGCUCCGUACCCAUUGAUCAGACAAAUAUCAUCAAGGUUGAAUGAAUUAAAAGAAUUCAAGGUCAGUCAUCCAUUUGUGCAACCGGAUUGCCCAGACGAUCUGAAGGUUUCCAGUUAAAUUUCAGGUAAUUUUUAACAGAAGAUUAAAGUUACUGAAGAAAAAUAUUUUGACAUUUUAUAAAAGGUUGCAUAAGUUUUUUCAACAUCAAAUCUAAAUUGUGUGGCAGCUUUUUUCAUUUCUUCAUGUAAAAGAAUAAUUAUCACCAAGAUUUGUUAAUAUAUGGAAUUAAAUAUAUUUUUUCCACGUUA
This is a messenger RNA of Argiope bruennichi, 920 nucleotides long. RefSeq names its product maleylacetoacetate isomerase-like. Gene Ontology annotation, cellular component: mitochondrion; cytoplasm. Gene Ontology annotation, molecular function: maleylacetoacetate isomerase activity; glutathione transferase activity. Bases 82 to 729 code for a protein of 215 amino acids. The transcript has a single exon. NCBI's taxonomy places the organism in Eukaryota, Metazoa, Arthropoda, Arachnida, Araneae, Araneidae. The record is from RefSeq and is a predicted model, not a curated record. Gene Ontology annotation, biological process: L-phenylalanine catabolic process; glutathione metabolic process.